Molecule: messenger RNA, 369 nt
Organism: Nematocida ausubeli
Lineage: Eukaryota; Fungi; Microsporidia
Exons: 1
Coding region: 1-369 (122 amino acids)
Source: RefSeq, a predicted model, not a curated record
AUGAGGUGCAUAAACUUAGACACUUCUUUAACUAGAAGAGUUUUUAUAAAUUUAGUUGAUUUUACAGAAGGUUUCUGUGUUAAAAUUAACACACCUUCAGAAUUUUCUCAUAUUGACAGAAGAUCCAAACAUAAAAAGAUAGCGAUUGAAAAAUAUUCGCUAUCUCAAGAUCAAAACCCUACUAUAAAUACAGAUGCAAUUCUGCAAAGGGAGAAAGAAAAGAAUAAGAGAGUAGAUGACAGGAAAAUUAAAAUAAAUCUAAAAACCCAACAAUAUACUACACAGAGGAUGAAUACAAGUUCUUCUUUAAACAAGAUGGUGUCUAUUGGGCUAUUAUGCACAGCUAACUUUUCCGCUUUGAAAUGCUAG